Schizosaccharomyces octosporus yFS286 is the source of this 1322-nucleotide messenger RNA. Its product is annotated as kinetochore protein Mis13. The record is from RefSeq and is a predicted model, not a curated record. Gene Ontology annotation, biological process: mitotic sister chromatid segregation; cell division. The transcript has a single exon. Bases 32 to 1021 code for a protein of 329 amino acids. Gene Ontology annotation, cellular component: MIS12/MIND type complex. Lineage: Eukaryota; Fungi; Ascomycota; Schizosaccharomycetes; Schizosaccharomycetales; Schizosaccharomycetaceae.
UGCAAACUGAGCGUUGGUAUAACAAGGGUUAAUGAAACGAAAGCAGGAAGUACAGGAAGGAUUUACUUUCGUCCGAAAAGGAAAAGAAACUAAUGAGGUGAAACAUGCGAGGUCCGACACUUCCCAGAGGGAAGAAUCACCGACUUCCGAAAAAAUGAUUCCAUUGCCUGUAUCAGAUACCCCAAUAAUUAAGAAAAAUCAAAAGCUGAGAAAAUCCAAGGGAAGAAGAAGCAGCCUUGGCCAACGAGGCAAGCGUGCUAGUAGUAUAGGAACAGGGUUUGAAGCUCUUCCUCAUGCGGACGUUCCUACUGAUGAAUAUUAUCGACAUAUUUCAAAAGAUUUGUCAGAACCUCUUCGAAUGAAACAACUACUCCUCUGGGCUUCAUACAAGCAUUUAAAUCAACAGCGGGAGAAGUACAAGGAAACCAAAGAAUCUAGUGAGGCCGCAAUCGCAAGGUCUAUAGUUCAAGAAGUCCUUAAUGAAUUAUUGUCCAACCAGUUCUCCAUUAGUUGGUACCAAAGACCUCCGAACGAAAUUAUCCCAAAUAAGCCUCAUCCACAAAAUUUAAAAAAUAUACAGCUUUUGGACGAGUUGACGGCUCAACUAGCUAAGCUACAAGAUGAAGAAGCCACUUGGAGAGCUGUCGCUGCUGGUACAGUAGAAAAUGAAAAAUCACUUCACUCUUGUCGACGUUUGUCCGACCAAAUUCAUUCAGCUACUGAUUCAACUAGUCAUGAACCGGAAACAUCCAAUGGGACAAAAGAAUAUCAAAGUUCUAUUAAAGAUAUAAGAAAGAACAUUACUCCUUUAGUUGAGUCUCUAUCUCAGCAUAUACACGCUAUUCACUCUUUAACUCGCAUCGGCCCAAGUGUUCGAUCGGCAUUCGGCGAACGAGCCGCUCAAAGUUAUCUUCUUCACAAACAAAAAUUUUGCAAGACAAAUAACCAUUCAGAUACGAUGAAUCUUUUAAGGAUAUUAUCGAAAAGUGCCUACCAAAGUCAACGUAAUAACGAACCAUAAACUUCUUAUGCCCAUACAUUAUAUUCAAACUUCUACUUUCUAUUUUUUGGUUCCAUAACGUUUACCAUGAGAUCAAUCAACUAAUAACUAUUUAUGAAUCUUUCUAUAGAACAAUCUAAUGUCCAACUUGGCCGACAUCUUAUAUAGAUGCCUUCUACUUAAUGUAUUCUUUCUAUUUCAGUUAAUAUUCUUUCGGGUGACUAUAUUAUUGUAUUUAUUUGCUUAAAGGGUUAUAUUCAGCAUAUUUGCUUGGCUUACUGACGCAAAAUAAAGAACAUUGAAGAACUAAUGAAAAAACCAG